AUGGAGUCAAAAACAAGAAAUCUAGAUCAAAUAACUAGUCUCAUAGGAAAAUAUCUUUUAACUGGAUGGGUAUUAACAGAUAAAGUUUGUGAAACUCCAACUUGUGAAAUACCGUUACUUCGCUCUAAAGAUAGUUCUGUAUGGUUUUGUGUAUUUUGUAAUGAACUUGAGAAAUCACGAGUAACAUCACCACCACCACAAUUAGAAAUAGAACAACAACAAAUUUCUACUGAUAUGGAAAUAAAUGAAAAUGAUAUUCAAGAUAUUUUAACAAAAGCUGCUUCACAAUUGAUUAGUAAAUAUUUAUUAAUGGGAUGGGCAUUAAUUGAUGAAAUUUGUCAUAAUGAUAAAUGUUUUGAUGUAUUAGAGAUUAAAGAUAUAUGUGAUACGAUAAAGAGUUGUGCUCAAGCUUUGGAAUCCGUGAUGUCUUUAGAAAGAAAGAUGUGA
Molecule: messenger RNA, 447 nt
Organism: Diversispora eburnea
Lineage: Eukaryota; Fungi; Glomeromycota; Glomeromycetes; Diversisporales; Diversisporaceae
Source: the annotation of a GenBank genome assembly